AUGCCUCUCCUAUGCGAGGCGCUCCCAACUACCCGUCGCCGCAGUUGUGGCAGCCAGGGCCGGCGUAUUAUGAUGCUCCUGCGCAAUACGCUGCUGCUGCUGCUGCCGCCGCCGCCGCCGCCGCCGCCGCUACUGCUGCUGCUGCUCUCGCCGCCGGACAACGACAACAACAACAACAUUAUCACCAUUAUCAUCAUUAUUUCCAUCAAGGCCAAUACCAAUUUCCUCACCAUUUUCAUUAUCAUCACCAUCAUCGUCAUCAUCAUCAUCAUCAUGACGGCUGCUUCCCAAGCAUCAACUGCUACAACCACAAUGCGGCCAUGUCGCCUGCUGCUGUGCCUGUGCCACUUGCGGUACAAGCAGCAGGCGUGCCAUUCGGCGCACCGAUGCCACGUACCGAUGAAACUGAAGGCAUUGCUGUGGGCCCGCCGAAACAGGGAAGUCCCGCGGCCGUCCUACUACAUGAAGAGGAAGAAGACAGCGUGCCCGACGAUUUGA
This is a messenger RNA of Trypanosoma grayi, 498 nucleotides long. RefSeq lists its product as hypothetical. The record is from RefSeq and is a predicted model, not a curated record. Lineage: Eukaryota; Euglenozoa; Kinetoplastea; Trypanosomatida; Trypanosomatidae. The transcript has a single exon. Bases 1 to 498 code for a protein of 165 amino acids.